This is a messenger RNA of Oryzias melastigma (Indian medaka), 9522 nucleotides long. It is a transcript of the gene chd9, whose product is annotated as chromodomain helicase DNA binding protein 9. Lineage: Eukaryota; Metazoa; Chordata; Actinopteri; Beloniformes; Adrianichthyidae. The record is from RefSeq and is a predicted model, not a curated record. Gene Ontology annotation, molecular function: ATP binding; ATP-dependent chromatin remodeler activity; protein binding.
AUUAUGAGUCAUAAACGCUUCCAUAUUUAGGAGCUCUAUAGUUGAUGGCCUGUCGUUCUGGCAGGCGGCCACCAGAGGGCGGUGUGUACUCGCCCUGAAGAUCCCUUCUCCUACUCCUGUCACGUUCGCACCGAGGAGCGACUCCUGUCUUUCCAUGAAAGUAAAACCUCUCCGGAUUGGCUGUGGCGCCGACGCGGCCAUCUUAUGCACUCUGUCAAAACUUGGGGUUCGCUCCCAGUUUCCUGUCAAAAUCCGCCUUUUCUUUUCUGUAGUUAGUUAGAGAACACCUCCAAACUGAUCCUCCCGGGGGACCCUGUUGUUAAUGCGACCAAAACUAGCGACACUUCGGCAAAUUGUCUGUCGUCCAAUCACAGGAGGGCUCACUAAUAUGCAAAUGAGGCGUUAUCACGGUCACGUCAGCAGCAGCAGAGCGGCGGUGCCGUGGUCGCCAACAGGAGUACAACUAUCAUCACAGACACAACUUCGCCGAUAGCGCUGUGUAAACACGGACGACCGGAGUUGCGUUCCGCGGUUGUUUGAAGGUACCCUAUAAUGGACAUGCUGUAGCUCUGUAAGGUUACUGGGACCAACUCGAUCCAGUUGUGCUCCCAAGGUUCCCCCUCACCCUUUGGCCUCUGCCAUGGACUUUUUUGACGACCCUAACCUCUUUGAAGGAGGUUUGGAAGGGUUGGAAGAGGAUGGCUUCCCCCCGGGGCCAUCACUUGUGGAUGAGCUCAACUUCAGUGCCGAUUUUGAACCCCUCCAAGUGGAGACACUUGGCCCCGGAAAGCAUCAAGACAUGAUGCCGGCAGUCUCGGCUCAACAGGCCCUACCCAAUUACAGUCAGCAAAUGGGUCAUUAUGCUGGAAUUAAGCCGCAGAACCCCAUCGCACAGGCCUUUUCUGGUCCUCAAAGCGCAGGAUGUGGGAUCAUGGCAGACCAGCUUGGCCAGUUUCACAACCCAGCAAUUGGUCAAGUGCCUCAAUCCAAUGGAUUGUUCUGCAACAGUGGGAGUCCAAUGUGGGGCAAUCAAGACCAGAAUGGUAACGUGUUCCACCCCUUAUCUCAGCAGCAGCAGCAGCUUUGUCAUCAGCAAUUGCACAACCAGCAACUGCAUGUCCAACAGCACGCACAACAGCAAAACCUCUCCUGCCGUCAUCAACAGGAGGAGCAGCAACACCGAAUGCGACAGCAGCAGCUGCAGCAGCAGCAGCAAAGUCAUCAUCAGCAUCUGUUAAACCAGCACCGACAAAUGAACACAUCAGUUGUUUCCCUGCAGCAACAGCAUCACAACUUCUCCUUCCACCAGGGAGGCCAGUCCAACAGCCAACAGCAAGUACCACAUACUCAGCAGCCAAUCCAACACCAAAUUACUCAGAGAGAAGCACAGUUUUAUUCAAGGGUUCAUCCCAGUAAGUCUUAUUUAGAAAAUACUUCUCUGAGUAGGACUCCGUUACAAAUACAGCAGCAGGAUAGUUACCAUGCAUUGCGGAGAGGUCAAGCCUUUCCCGGACCAGGACUGGAAGACUCUAUCCUAUCACACCAGACGCAUUCAUCAUCAAGAGUUCAGUCCCUUUCAACAUGCUCUGUCACUUCUGCUAAUGCUUACCAACCAGCUCUGUACCCCGCGUACCCCGGGGAGUCAGAAAUACCCAGUUUUAGUCAGCUGUCUUCAUCUACAGCCACAGUAUCUGGGCCCACUGCCACUUCAUCUCUCACUUCUACACUGCCUGGGCUCUCAGGGGCAGCAUGCCAGUUCCAGUCCCCAGCUCUUAUGCGUCAGCUGCACACUAAAACAACCAUCAACCAGGCAGACGAGUGCUCCUUCCAGGUCUUGGGGUGCUCCGUCGAGACCCAGAAAAACUGCAAGUCAUCGGGGAUGCUUGACGAAACGAUGAAGUGUUACCCUGGCAUUGGCAGGCCCCUGCCCUCUGAGCAGCCUCAGCGCCGUGGGGCUAUUAACACUAAUGGAUACCAAGCCUUAGGAGAUGGGCUUUUGCCUUCAGAAGCCCAGGAUUCAGAGCUGGAGAACCUGGAACCUACUGACCUGCUACCUGACCUUCUGCCCCAGCUGGAGGACGCUUUCAAGGCUGAAUCAUGGAUAGAAGCCAGUCAUAAGGGGGGUGAAGACAGCAAACUGACAUCCAUUGAAUACAAAGCUGAAAAGCCUCGAAAGAACAUCAAUGGUCCGGGAAGCCAGGUGUGCGUCCUCAGUCCUCCAGUGAAGAGCAACUCGUCGUCGUCGUCUUCUUCCUCUUCGUCCUCUUCAUCAUCGUCCUCGUCGUCCAGCUCCCCGUCGGAGAAGAGGGUACCUCGGAGGACGCAUCAACAGAUGGAGUCGAAUCUUCAGGAGAAGCAGGAGAAGGCAAAUAGAAUCAUAUCAGAGGCUAUUGCUAAAGCCCGGCAACGAGGGGAGAAGAACAUCCCACGGGUCAUGAGCCCAGAGAGUUUCCCCAGUUCUUCUGCUCAGUUCAAGGCCCACCGGGACCGUGGCCACAAAGGAAAUGGCAAGGCCCGGUCCAAAGACAAGUCAUCGAAGAGGGCCUGCAUUGUACAGUCCAAGCCAAAGCAGAAGGCCAAGAUCGGGAAAAUUGUCAUAAAGAUUGGAAAAAAGAAGAAACGAAAGCCGGAGUCUUCCGAGGAGGAGUCGGAUGACGAUCCUCCCCUUCGACACACUUCUAAAGAUGACGACUCUAAGAGGCGUUCUAACCGACAGGUGAAGCGAAAAAAGUACACUGAAGAGCUGGAGACCAGGCUGUCCGAUGAAGAAGUCAAGGUGAUUGUUAAAGCCAAGAAAACCAACACAGCAGCAUCCAAGCAACCGUCCGUGCAGCUGUUUGUUGAGAAUCCUACAGAGGAGGACGCCGCCAUCGUUGAUAAAAUCAUGUCUUCUCGAAUGGCAAAGAAGGAGGUCUCCCCGGGAGUGGUGGUAGAAGUGGAGGAGUUUUUUGUAAAAUACAAGAACUACUCCUACUUACACUGCGAGUGGGCCACAGAGCAGCAGCUGGAGAAGGACAAGAGGAUUCAGCAGAAGAUCAAACGCUUCAAGAUGAAACAAGCACAGAGGGCCCUCUUCUUUGCAGAUAUGGAGGAGGAACCUUUUAAUCCCGAUUAUCUAGAGGUGGACCGAGUACUGGAAGUGUCGUAUUGUGAGGACAAAGACACAGGGCAGGAAGUGGUGUAUUACCUGGUGAAGUGGUGCUCUCUGCCUUAUGAGGACAGCACCUGGGAGCUGAAGGACGACGUGGAUCAAAGCAAGAUUGAAGAGUUUGAGCAGCUGCAGGCAGCCAAGCCAGACUCUCGGAGGGUGGAGCGGCCCCCAGCCAACCUGUGGAAGAAAAAGGAGCAUUCGAGGGAGUACAGGAACGGUAACAUGCUCAGGGACUACCAGCUUGAGGGGGUCAACUGGCUCCUGUUCAACUGGUACAACAGACGCAACUGCAUCCUGGCUGAUGAGAUGGGCCUGGGAAAGACCAUCCAGUCCAUCACAUUCCUGGAGGAGAUUCAUCGCAUUGGCAUCAAGGCGCCUUUCCUCAUCAUUGCACCCCUCUCCACCAUCGCCAACUGGGAACGCGAGUUCCACACGUGGACCCACCUCAACGUCAUCGUUUACCACGGGAGCGUCGUCAGUCGGCAGAUGCUCCAGCAGUACGAGAUGUACUUCAGGGAUGCUCAGGGUCGUGCGAUACGAGGUGCCUACAGGUUCCAGGCUGUCAUCACCACAUUCGAGAUGAUCCUGGGCGGCUGCCCUGAGCUCAACGCCAUCGAGUGGCGCUGCGUCAUCAUCGACGAGGCCCACCGCCUCAAGAACAAAAACUGCAAGCUUCUGGAAGGUUUCAAGCUCAUGAAUUUGGAGCACAAGGUCUUGCUGACGGGUACGCCUCUGCAGAACACAGUGGAGGAGCUGUUCAGCCUCCUCCACUUUCUGGAGCCGACGCGCUUCCCCUCAGAAAACACCUUCAUGCAGGAGUUUGGAGACCUGAAGACCGAGGAGCAGGUGCAGAAACUGCAGGGCAUCCUGAAACCCAUGAUGCUGCGUCGUUUGAAAGAGGAUGUGGAGAAGAAACUGGCUCCUAAAGAAGAAACCAUCAUUGAGGUUGAACUGACCAACAUCCAGAAGAAAUACUACCGCGCCAUCCUGGAGAAGAACUUCUCUUUUCUGGCGAAAGGAGCGGGCCAGGCAAACAUGCCCAAUCUGGUCAACACAAUGAUGGAACUAAGGAAGUGUUGCAACCACCCCUACCUCAUCAAAGGAGCAGAAGAGAAGAUUCUAGAGGACUUCAGGGAAGUCUAUAACCCCUCUGCCCCCGACUAUCACCUUCAGGCAAUGGUUCAGUCUGCUGGAAAGUUGGUCCUCAUUGAUAAACUGCUGCCUAAGAUGAAGGCUGGGGGCCACAAAGUGCUCAUUUUCUCUCAAAUGGUGCGCUGCCUGGACAUCUUAGAAGACUACCUCAUUCAGAGAAGGUACUUGUAUGAGCGGAUUGAUGGUCGUGUUCGUGGAAACCUGCGACAAGCUGCUAUUGACCGCUUCAGUAAGCCCGACUCGGACCGCUUCGUUUUCCUUCUCUGUACAAGAGCGGGAGGCCUGGGAAUCAACCUGACUGCAGCCGACACCUGCAUCAUCUUUGACUCCGACUGGAACCCACAGAACGACCUGCAGGCUCAGGCUCGCUGUCAUCGGAUCGGUCAGAACAAGGCGGUGAAGGUGUACCGACUGAUCACCAGGAAUUCAUACGAGCGGGAGAUGUUUGAUCGAGCAAGCCUCAAGCUGGGCCUGGACAAAGCUGUGCUGCAGAGCAUGAGCGGCCGAGAUAACAGCCUGGGAGGAGGCUCCGGGGGAGGCGCUGUGCAGCAGCAGCUGUCCAAGAAGGAGAUUGAGGAUCUGUUGCGGCGUGGCGCCUAUGGGGCCAUCAUGGAUGAAGAGGACGAAGGGGCCAAAUUCUGUGAGGAGGACAUUGACCAGAUCCUCCAGCGUAGAACAAAAACUAUCACUAUCGAGUCUGAGGGACGUGGGUCCACUUUUGCUAAGGCCAGUUUUGUAGCAUCUGGAAACCGCACAGACAUCUCUCUGGAUGACCCUAAUUUCUGGGACAAGUGGGCUAAAAAGGCUGACAUUGAUAUGGAAAUGGUCAACGGCAGAAACAGCUUAGUGAUCGACACACCUCGCGUCAGGAAGCAGACCAGACCGUUCAGCGCCACCAAGGACGAGUUGGCAGAACUCUCUGAGGGGGAAAGUGACGGUGACGAAACCAAGCCUAAACUCAGGCGGAACGAUCGCCUCAACAGCUACGGGCGCACCGAGUGCUUCAGAGUGGAGAAGAACUUGCUUGUAUACGGAUGGGGUCGCUGGAAGGAUAUUCUCAACCACGGCCGUUUUAAAAAACAGUUGACCGAGUGGGACGUGGAGUCCAUCUGCAGGGCCCUGCUGGCGUACUGCCUGGUCCAUUACCGCGGCGAUGACAAAAUCAAGAGCUUCAUGUGGGACCUCAUUGCCCCGACCGAGGAUGGGCGCACAAAGGAGCUGCAGAAUCACCUGGGCCUGUCAGCUCCCGUCCCACGGGGCAGGAAGGGGAAGAAGAUGAAGACUCAGUCCAGCUCUUUCGACAUCCACAAGGCAGAGUGGUUGAGGAAACACAACCCUGAGCACAUUCUUCUGGACGAUGGCUACAAGAAACACCUGAAGCAUCAUUGCAACAAGGUGCUGCUCAGGGUCAGAAUGCUCUACUACCUAAAACAAGAGGUGAUAGGGAGCCUGGCCCAAAAGGUGCUGGACGGCGUGGACUCCAGUGAGAUAAAGAUCUGGGUUCCAGAUCCAGACCAUUCGGAGCUGCCGGCUCUGUGGUGGGACGCAAUUGCUGACAAAUGUCUGCUUCUCGGCAUCUUCAAGCAUGGUUAUGAAAAGUACAACACUAUUCGCGCAGACCCAACACUGUGCUUCUUAGAGCGCGUGGGACGACCCGAUGAGAAGGCGAUCGCUGCCGAGCAGAGAGCCAACGAUUUAAUGGAUGGGGAUGUGGAUGAUCCGGAGUACAAGCCUGCUCCAGCCCUGCUGAAGGAUGACAUGGAGGAUGACGCCUCCUCUCCUGGAGAUUUAGUCGUCUCUGAUAAUGCCGGAGAUGCUGCCCCUGUGAUGGAAGGCCAGACUGCCUACUGGCCCUCCCCGUCCAUCCUGACAGCCAGACUGAGGCGGCUGAUCACCGCCUCCCAGCGCUUCACCAAGACCCGGCAAAUCAUGCACAUCCACCAGGCUCAGUCUCAGACCCAGGCCGUCUCCCAGCAGCCUAUGGUUCUGUCCACUGCGUUCUGCCCGCUGCCCCCGACGCUCAACGACACACUCAACCCCAAGAUGGCCGCAAAGAUCGAGCGCCAGCAAAGGUGGACGAGGCGCGAAGAGGCAGAUUUCUAUCGAGUGGUUUCCACAUUCGGGGUGGUUUUUGACCCAAGCCUGGGGCGCUUUGACUGGACCAAGUUCAGAGCCAUGGCACGACUGCACAAGAAAACCGACGAGAGCCUUCAGAAGUACCUCUGCGCCUUCACCGCCAUGUGUCGACGGGUGUGUCGCCUGCCGCCAAAAGAAGGAGACUCGGCCGUGGAUCCCUCUCUCACCAUCCAGCCUAUCACGGAGGAGCGAGCUUCUCGCACCCUGUACAGAGUCGAGCUGCUCCGCCAAGUCCGGGAACAAGUUCUCAGACACCCGCUGCUCUACGAACGGCUGCCGCUUUGUCAGAUGAGCUCGGAUCUGCCCGUGUGGUGGGAGGCCGGCGCUCACGACCGCGACCUGUUGAUCGGGGCUGCGAAGCACGGCGUGAGCCGCACAGAUUACCACAUCCUCAGAGACCCCGAGCUCAGCUUCAUGGCCGCCCAGCGCAACUACAGCCAAAAUAAAGCUGCACAGCAGCAGGCACACUUACCCGCCCCCCACCUGCACCCUCAGUACCAGGCCGCCAGCGCAGGGCUGACGGGCUCUCCGAUGCCCCCGUCCGCUCAGAAAGACGCCGAUCCCUGUGGGGUUAUACCCAAAGUGGAGCCCGCCUCAGAGGAGGAGGAAGAGGAAGCUAAAGAGAGGCAAGUGGAGAACUGGAGUGCCCCCGAAGUGCUCUCGGCUCCCUCGGUUCUGGAAGAGAAGCCGGUUUUACCAGUGAGGGACAUGGAGAAGCAGAUGGUGGCCGCGCGAACCAAACCACUCACACCCAACUCGUCUGAGAAGAAACCCAAAAAGUCCAGCAAGAGAGGCCGCAAGGAGGCCAGGCGCGGCUCCGAGUCGGACUCAGAUGGCUCCUCUUCAAGCUCGUCCUCCCGCUCCUCUUCGUCUUCUUCCUCAUCUUCCUCCUCCUCGCGCUCCGGAUCCAGCUCCUCCUCCUCAUCGACGUCUUGCUCCUCCGGCUCCUCGUCUUCCUCCUCCUCCUCCUCGUCCUCUUCCGACGACAGUGAAAGUGAGGGAGAGGAAGAGAAGAAGAAAGUGCCUGCAGCAGCAAGUGUGAAAGGUUUUGAUGAGGACAGCGUGGCGUCUCUGAGCGCCGCACGUGACGAAGCACAAGAUGCCCAUCUGUCGGAGAAUGGGGUCUCCAGCAAUUCAUCUCAUCCCUUCCAGGGAGGAGGGUACAUGCUGGCUGCUUCCUACUGGCCUAAGGACCGAGUCAUUAUCAACCGCCUCGACAGCAUCUGCCAGGCAGUGCUCAAAGGCAAGUGGCCCGGCCCACGGCGGGUCUACGAGCCCGGCAGCGCAGUGGCCUCCUUCUACACCACCAAGCUGCUGGACAAUGCCAGCACCAGCGUGAGCGAGGACCCCUCUGCCUCGCCACAGGGGUCAAAGGUGACCAAGCAUGUUGCAGAAAACAAGGAGUUCUCAGUAAAACUCAACGAUCAGGAAGGGGGUCUGAAGCUGACCUUCCAGAAGCAAGGUCUACCUCUGAAGAGGCCUUUGGAGCCCGAAGAGGGCCACCAGGCCCAGCAGCAGUACCUGGCCCGGCUUCAGGAGCUGCAGAACGCCUCGGACACGGGACUGGCUGACAUUACAAAGCCUCAAAGCAACUUCCAGACGGUUCCUCCAGGUCUUACCAGUCAGAUGAGACUGAACGGAGCUCUCGACGGUCAGCCGGCGGUGAAGAAGAGGAGGGGCAGGAAGAAGAACGUGGAGGGGAUGGACAUGCUUUUCAUGAACAGGAAUCAAGUCCCUGCUGCUCCCCAUCAGGUGCCUCCUGGUUGGGGAGGUAUCGGUCAGGUGGGCAUGUCUGCAGCCGCCAUGCCAAACUACAGCCCGAGCACCAGUCAGGUCCCUGCAGACACGGAGAGCAGGGUUCCUGUUAUUAACCUCAAAGACGGCACCCGGCUCGCUGGAGACGAUGCGCCCAAGAAGAAAGAUCUGGAGCAGUGGCUCAGCGAGCAUCCUGGCUUUGUGGCAGACACCGGGGCCUUCAUCCCUGGAGUAAAUAAGAUGCAAAUGCAGUUCCACUUCCAGGACGGUCGGCCAAAACAGAAAAGGCACCGCUGCAGGAACCCCAACAAGAUUGAUGUCAACAGUCUGACGGGAGAAGAAAGGGUCCAAAUUAUCAACAGGAGAAAUGCACGCAAGAUCGGGGGAGCCUUCGCUCCUCCUCUCAAGGAUUUGUCCCGGUUCCUCCAGGAAAACCCGGAGUAUGGAGUCCCUCCGGAAUGGGCUGAUGUAGUCAAACAGUCGGGUUACCUUCCAGAGAGCAUGUUUGAUCGGAUCCUGACAGGACCCAUUGUUCCCGAGGAGGUCAGCCGACGAGGUCGCCGGCCUAAGAAUCCUCUAGCAAAGAUGGCUGCCUCAGCCCCGAACCCGGCUGCCUCCGCCCUGGGCUUGAACCCGGUCUUGGCGAACGGCAUGCUCCCUGGUAUGGACCUCACCAGUUUGCAGGCCUUCCAGCAGAACCUCCAGAGUUUACAGUCCCUGCAGCUCACCGCUGGUCUCUUAGGCCUGCCGUCCGACGCCGGCAACCUGGCUGCGAGUAAUUUAGCUGCUAUGUUUCCCAUGAUGCUCUCUGGCAUGGCUGGGAUGCCGAACCUGCUCGGGAUGAGCAACCUGCUCGGGAAACCAGCUCAGGAAGGAGCAGGAGGCUCUGAAGAGAAGACAAAGGGAACCGAUGAGACGUCUGCCUCCGAAGCCCCCUCUCACACCUCAGACAACAAAGGAGAAAGGACAGAGGACUCGGACGGGACUCCUUCCUCCACUUCCAGCUCUUCUUCCUCUGCCACCACCACACAAAGUGCUUCAGCUGCAUCUGCAGCCACCAGUCAACCACUUUCUCUUAACCCUUUGUUACUCUCCAGUAUGCUUUACCCAGGGAUGCUUCUCACUCCAGGCCUUAACCUUCCUGUGUCUGCCACACAGCAGCAGAGCUCAAACAAUGACCCUUCCACCCUUCCGUCUGCUGCUGCUGCUCCUGCAACACCCCAGUCCUCACUGCAAGGGGCAGAGCAGCCACAAACGCAGAAGGAUCAAGAGGAGGAGGACGACGAGGCGCCAGAGGAGACCGUGGACGAGGAGGACGACGAGGACGA